Molecule: messenger RNA, 1433 nt
Organism: Brassicogethes aeneus
Lineage: Eukaryota; Metazoa; Arthropoda; Insecta; Coleoptera; Nitidulidae
Source: the annotation of a GenBank genome assembly
UAAGAAAAUCAUUGUAUGACCUCGAAACUACCACCUGAUUGGAAGAUUUACUACAUAUCAGUUUUAAUUGGUCGAAUAUUUGGCACUGGUUAUUAACUUGAAAAGACUGCUGAACAGUGCUAAUACCUAGACAAACUCUGUGUGUGGUUGAUAAAAAACGCGCUUAUAGAUAAAUUAAUAAAAUGGCUUGUGAACAACCAAAACAAGUGUGUAUAGUCGGAAGUGGCAAUUGGGGAUCUGCAAUUGCAAAAAUUGUGGGCUACAAUGCACAAAAACUUGCACAUUUUGAUGAAAAAGUUACAAUGUAUGUUUAUGAAGAAAUGAUAAAUGGAAAAAAACUUACUGAAAUCAUAAAUGAAACUCAUGAAAAUGUUAAAUAUUUACCAGGACACAAGUUACCUGCAAAUGUUGUAGCAGUACCAAAUGUGGAAGACGCAGCCAAAGAGGCAGACAUACUUAUUUUUGUGGUGCCACAUCAAUUUAUUAGGACAUUAUGCUCAACCCUUUUGGGAAAAAUAAAACCUACAGCCGUGGCAUUGUCAUUGAUUAAAGGAUUUGACAGGGCUGAAGGAGGUGGAAUAGACCUUAUUUCUCACAUAAUAACCCGUCAUUUGAAAAUUCCAUGCGCUGUUUUAAUGGGCGCCAAUCUUGCAGGAGAAGUAGCCGACGAAAAAUUCUGUGAAACCACAAUUGGCUGCAAGGAUUUAAAAUUAGGAUACGUUCUCAGGGACAUCAUUCAAACUGAUUAUUUCAGAGUUGUUGUCGUUGAUGAUGAAGAUACAGUAGAAGUAUGUGGUGCUUUAAAGAACAUUGUAGCAUGUGGAGCUGGUUUUGUGGAUGGUUUGAGUCUUGGUGACAAUACAAAAGCGGCCGUCAUCAGAUUGGGGCUGAUGGAGAUGGUUAAAUUCGUCGACGUUUUCUAUCCAGGCGGCAAAUUGUCCAGCUUUUUUGAAAGUUGCGGCGUUGCCGAUCUUAUAACCACUUGUUAUGGUGGACGUAACAGAAAAGUGAGCGAGGCUUUUGUUAAAACUGGAAAAUCUAUUAAAGAAUUGGAAGAUGAAAUGUUAAACGGACAAAAACUUCAAGGACCUUUUACAGCAGAAGAAGUCAACUAUAUGCUGAAAAACAAAAACAUGGAAGAAAAAUUCCCACUUUUCACGGCCAUUCAUAAAAUUUGCACAGGUCAACUAGGGCCAAAGGAUUUCAUUGACUGUAUUAGAAAUCAUCCAGAGCAUAUGAAUUCUAGACUUGAUAAAUCUGACAGACCCAUGUUACAGCAUUCUAGCAAACUUUAAUACAUUUAUUAAUAAGCAUUUGUUCAUCAGUAUUUUGUUAUUACAUUUAUUGCAAUGUGUUGUACUUGUCUAUCAGUAUUUUGUUAUUAGAUUUAUUGCAAGUAUUAACAAUGUGUUGUUUUCUAUUAAUAAAUAGUA